Molecule: messenger RNA, 1421 nt
Organism: Rubroshorea leprosula
Lineage: Eukaryota; Viridiplantae; Streptophyta; Magnoliopsida; Malvales; Dipterocarpaceae
Source: the annotation of a GenBank genome assembly
GAGCUAUUUUCUACCAUUUUGCAUUUCAGAGAAAAAGGAGAAUGUCGACUUUGAUCUGUCCUCCGGUUCUCACUUCUCCCAGAGAUGAUGCCGCUAAUCUUCUCCAAGCUUUCAAGGCAGGAUUUGGAUGUGAUACUGGUACAGUGAUCAAUAUUCUUGCACAUCGAGAUGCAACACAGCGUGCUCUAAUUCAACAGGAGUUUAGAAUAUUAACAAAGGAUAAAGAUGACCUUAGCAAACGUCUGAAAGAUGAGCUUACAGGAAACCUAGAGACUGCUGUUUUGCUAUGGAUGCAUGAUCCUGCUGAACGUGAUGCUUUCAUCCUCAGGGAGGCAUUUCUGAGAAGCAGUCUUGGAACUGCAACUGAAAUAAUUUGUUCACGCACCCCUUCUCAGAUUCAAUUGAUUAAACAGAACUACCAUAAAAAGUUUGGGAUUUAUCUAGAGCAUGAUAUUGAAGCAGCCACUGCUGAUGAUCAUAAAAAGCUGUUACUUGCAUAUGUGAGCAUUCCCCGUUAUGAAGGUCCAGAAGUUGACAGAGAGAUGGCAAUGAAGGAUGCAAAAGCCCUCUAUAAAGCGGGGGAAAAGAAAUUGGGAACUGAUGAGAAGACUUUUAUCCAAAUAUUCAGCGAAAGAAGUAGGGCACAGCUAGUAGCCAUCAGUUCUGCUUAUCAUGAAGUGUAUGAUCGCACACUGAAAAAGGCUGUGAAGAAGGAAACAUCAGGAAAGUUUGAGGAAGCUCUCUUGACUAUUUUAGUAUGUUCAGAGAAUCCUGCAAAGUACUUUGCAAAGUUGUUGCACAAGGCAAUGAAAGGUCUGGGAACAGAUGACUCUACACUUAUAAGGAUAAUCGUGACGAGGACUGAGAUUGAUAUGCAGUAUAUAAAGGCUGAGUACCUUAAGAAAUACAAAAGGACACUGAAUGAUGCAGUUCAUUCAGAAACAUCAGGCAAUUACAGGACUUUUCUGCUUUCUCUUCUUGGUCCCAACUGUUAAGCCAAAACAAUGAUGGGAGACCUGGUUGUUAAAGUUGUAGUGUAGAACAAUUAAGCCGUAAAGCCUUUAUGUAUAAAUAGUAUUCAGGGAUGUAGUUCCUUGCCAUGCGUGAUGCUUUUGUUGAUCAUAUGUAGGAUUGGAUGAGACCUUUGCUACGUGUGGUGUCAUUUAUUUUAGAAUGUGAGCUCACAGACACAGGAAACUGAACUGAGAUGCCUGUCUUUAGAUCUAUCAUGUUUGUAUGUAUUGCAUUUCCCUUGGUGGUGAUUCUGAAAAUCUAUUCUUUGCUGUUUCUACAUCUUCCAAUUUAGUUGUCCUCUUGAGUAUGUCUGAUUCAGCUGUGUUUUCUCUUAUGUCAACAAUGUUAUCAGAUUUAUCUUCGUUUUUGGCAACUGGAGUGGAUCAAAAUAAAGCAGAUAUUGAAGA